Cladophialophora psammophila CBS 110553 is the source of this 2055-nucleotide messenger RNA. RefSeq lists its product as uncharacterized. Gene Ontology annotation, biological process: amino acid catabolic process. The transcript has 4 exons. Gene Ontology annotation, molecular function: polyamine oxidase activity; L-amino-acid oxidase activity. NCBI's taxonomy places the organism in Eukaryota, Fungi, Ascomycota, Eurotiomycetes, Chaetothyriales, Herpotrichiellaceae. The record is from RefSeq and is a predicted model, not a curated record. Bases 1 to 2055 code for a protein of 684 amino acids.
AUGGCCGGGCAAUUAUUGCUGUCAGCGUUGCUAUUGCCAUGUGUACUGGCUGCUUCUUUGCCAGUUAAACUCCAUUUGAAACGAGCUGUUGAUUCUGGUCUUGCCAAUAUUCAUUUGUCUUACGACAGACCCAUCACAACAGAGGUCGUCUUCACAUAUGGUCCUUGCAAGGCUAAGACUCCGGGAAAAGCCCACCAUCUCGUCGGCCGCUCCCGUUCCUGUGAUCAUGACAGGUUAUUGUGGAAAGUCCCCGAAUACACUCCUACAGGACACUGCCUUUCAGCAUGGGACGCGAGGCAGAACCUGGUCGGGCGAAGCACUCCAGUCUCCAUUGCCCCCAAUGCAAAGACCACCCGCAGACGCCUCAGAAAGCGACAGGCCGACUUCUCCAUUGCUAUGGACAACUCCACCGGCAUUGAUGCUGAAGGCCCGUGGUUCGACGGAGUGGUUGCUCUCAAGAACAAGGAAAUCAGUGCCGUCAAUGCUCAAGAAGCCAAGUCAAAAGAAAUCGCCAUUGUUGGUGCCGGCAUGGCUGGUCUGAUGACGUGGCUCGCCCUUAACCAAUCUGGUAUGACAAAUGUAUCUCUCAUCGAAGCAGCUCAACGGCUUGGCGGAAGAGUUCAUACUGCGUACUUUGGCGACCCUAGCGAGCGACAGUAUCAAGAAAUGGGGCCAAUGCGUUUCCCGCUCUCCUACACAUCAUCUGAAACAAAUCAGACGAUACAGAUUAACGAUCACCGGAUUGUCUUUGAUCUGGCGGCCGAAGUCAACAGGCUGAACAAAAACAAUACCAAUUUCACAGUCAACUUUAUCAAAUGGUACCAAAGCUCGCCAAAUGGGCUGUUCUACGUCAACGGCGCCCGGAAGCCUAAUGGCCAGGUUCCGACUUUGUCGGAAGUUCGAGCGAAUGCAUCAUUGCUGGGGCCGACAUCUACCCAGCCGGUUGACCCCAAAUUGGAUGCCCUCAACGAGGACAUUGAUGCCCUCAGCAGUGGUAGUUUCAUCUCCCAGAUGGCUCGGAAUAUAUACAUGGCGCACAAGACAUUCCUGGAUCAAGGACUGGGCGGAUUGGGUGGUGACGACUUUUCCGAAUUCGCCUACGCCCACAAUGUGCUUGGAUAUGGGUUGAAUGAGACCUUCGUGGAGCUCGGAGGCAGUGGGAGUGAGAGUUUCUGGGAUAAUCUGUAUGAGUCGAUGUACUUCUCUGCAACGGACUGGAGGACAAUUGAUGGCGGCUUAACCCGACUUCCCAGCGCCUUCCACCCUCUCGUGGACGAUAUCACGCAUAUGAACCGGAAGAUCCAACGAGUCCAAUACAACGAGACAACCAAGAAAGUGACGUUGCAGUGGAAGGCAAAGCCACUCGACAGGACCUUCCAGAAUGCAAGCUACGACCUGGCGGUUGUCACUGUUCCUAUGCCCCUGGUCAGAACCUGGCGUCUACCGGCAUUGUCGGAUCUUCUACAGACCGCCAUCGACAGCUAUCCCUACUCGCAGGUCUGUAAGGUGGCGUUACAGUUCAAGACCCGCUUUUGGGAGCAUUUCGACAAGCCCAUCUAUGGCUCUUGCAGCACGACUACCGAUAUCCCAGGCAUAGGGAGUAUCUGCUACCCCAGCUACGACAUCAACUCGACCGGGCCAGGGGUGAUGCUUGCAAGCUACACAUCCUCGGAUGACGGGUUGCGCUGGGCGUCGAUUCCGGAAAAUGUCCACGUCCAAUAUGUCGUGGACGCCAUGGCCGAGAUCCACGGUCCUGUAGUGUAUGAGCAAUAUACAGGUGCCUAUAAUCGUCGCUGCUGGAUCCUAGAUCAAUACGAGACCAUCAGCUGGGCGAGCCCGGACGUCGGUAUGAGGAAGGCUUUCAUCCCGGCGUUCUUCAAGACGGAGCAGGGCAUCAUCAUGAGCGGUGAAGGUACGAGUUACACCAGUUCUUGGAUUGCGAGUGCGCUGGAGAGUGGCGUCAGAGCGAGCGUCCAGCUGCUGCUUGAGUUGGGAUUGGUGGAUGAGGCAAAAGCUGUUGUCGAGAGAUGGAUGGCUAGAUGGAUUGAUGUGUAG